CAGUAACUCAUAUUAACUUUUAUAUUUAUGUGCACAUGAAUAUGUACCAAUUAUUUUAUAAAAUGUAAAUAAUCUUGAAUUACAUUUACUAUCAUUGCAUAUUGUUAAAAAUGGAUCUAGAAGCAAAUAUAGUUGAACGGUUGGAAAAACUAAGACAGUGGCAAGUGGAGCAACAGGAACGAUUAUUUAAACAACAGCAAAUGCAAAGAGAAAUAUUAACUCAAAAACAAGAUUGUAUAUAUAAAGCACUUGAAUUAUCAUUACAAGAGCUUGAUCUUAGUGGAAACAUAUUGCAUGCAAACAACUCAAUCGAAAUUAAAUCAACUUCCGAGGCUGAUAGUGAAGAUGUGAUAAAUUAUAACAAAUCACAGAGUAUAGGCAACUCUAUGGAAAUGGUUAGUGAAAAUGUAAAUAAUUUUAUUUCUCGAGAACAAUCAUCUCAUAAAGAUUUAAUUGAUGAGGCUAUUACUUAUAAUGAUCAUGAAAAACAACGAAUGAGAGGUAAUAAUGACAAAGGUUUAAUGCUAUUUUCACCUGAACAAGGGAAAAAGAUAGAUCAAUUUAUUAUAGAGGGAAUAGCACCACUGUUGUCCAAGAAAAAUUGUAUUUGCAUAGAUGAUGUACCACUCCCUUCUCCAAGAAAAGAUUUUCAUACAUUACUCGAAGAAAAACUAAAAGAUUCUGAAAAUGUGUCAGAAGAGAAAUCUAGUAGCAAUUCAACAAUUAAGAUGAAAAAACCAUUUCUAAGGAAAGGACAAGGUUUAUCCAGGUUUAAAUUAAAUAAAGAUUCACAAGCGUCUUCAACAAAACCAAGAUUACAUAAUGCAUCAUCCUCUACAUGCACACAGUCUGAGCAUUCUAGACAUCUUAAAAACGAAUUUCGAAAUAAUAACACAAAUAGAUCUGUAAAAGCUAAAGAAGUAACAAAAUAUCCGCAAAAACAGUUGUGUUUGAAGAACGUACCACUACCAAAAAAGAAACUUCGCAGUAAAUCAGAAUCUAGUACUUCAGUUGCUCAAGUGGAGGAUUAUAUCAAUGACUUUAGAAAUACAGCUGAAUUAGGUACUUCAGACUUUCAAUCGAAAACACAAAAAGAAAUCGAAGAAGUAAGGAUGUUUGAAUUGUUAGAAGAAAAAGCAGAAAAUUCCAGCUUCUGUUCUACAUCUAGCACUGUCGUUGCAUUUUUGCAACAAUCAACACCAUUCAAAGCAAAACGACAUCUAAUGAGUCCAAUAAUUAAAAAUCCUAAGUGUCAGUCAGUUUUAAAAGCCAACAAUGCUUUUGUACAUGUGAACAGUGUGCCUUCUUGUGAUUAUAAGUCUAUUUUAAGUAAAAAAGAAUUGUUUUCAAAGGAAAAUAAUAACACUUUGUAUGGUAUAAAACCUUCUGAACAGUUUAAGGAGAAUACUAAAGUAAAUACGAACAUAAAAAAAUAUAUACCAUCAAAAAAUUUAAUUCAGUCUACAUGUGAGCAAGAAAAUAUGUAUGAAACUGCCAAUGUUGAAGAAAACGAUAUAGAUAUUAGUCUUCAUGUCAGAUUUUCAGAAUAUAAUGAGUAUAAAACUAUUGGAUUAACGGACACAUCAAGUAUAUCGACUGAAUCUUUGACGGUACAAAAUUUUUGCGAUGGAAAGAUUUGGAACGACUCUACAAGUCUGGAAAUAUCUGAUACAGAAAUGUCACAGUCUUCAAUCAUUAUGCAAGACAAGGUUCAAACCAAUAAUUAUGAAUUAAAAUUUGAACAAUGUAGCAUACAACAAAAAUUAAAUUAUGAUACACAAAUACAUGAAAGUAUAAAGCAAGGGAAUGCUAUAAAUUAUAAUGAGGAUGUGCAUCAACAUAAUUAUAAUGAUGAAUCAGAAUUUUCAGACACUACUGUGCAAACAUUAGAUAAUGAGCAAAGUAUUUUAGAAGAAUAUAAGAACACAUCGAUGUUACAGGAUACAAAUAAUUUUCGGAACACUCAAAACUCAGAAAACUGUAGUGAUAAGGAAACAAUUGAACUAGUAGAUAGUUACAACAAUGUGGCCAUAAUUGAAGAUGAAAGAAAUGAAGAGAAUCUGCAGAAAUCAAAUGAAACCAUUUUUAAAUCAGAACUUCUGAAAACCCGGCUAUUAGAACUUGAACACGAAAUCAAUAUAUUUCGUAAAGAAAAUGCAGCUUUAUCUGUUCAGCGUAACAAAUUUCAAGAAGAUCACAGAAAUUUACGGAGAGAAUAUAUAGAAAAAGAGAAAAAGUUAGAAGAAACUAGGAAACAAAUGGAGGAUCGUUUACAAGAAGAAAGAAAGAAAUUGGUCCGUGAAAAAACUGCAUUGGAAAAUAGGAUGCGGGAUUCGCAAGAAAAAGCUCAACAGAGUAAACUAGAAAGACGAGAAAUUCAAAAUUUAAGACAAGAAAUGGAAACGUUGAAAGAAGAAUUAAAUCUGAAGGAAAGUAGAUGGUAUGCUGCACAAUCCAGACAUAAGUGUCAGAUGAGGAUAUUGAAAUUAGAAAACAGUAAACUAAAGCAGGAAAUUGAAAAAUUACAGUAUUUGAAGAAAAGUAAUGCUAAAACUAAAGGAAAAUUGGGAACCUUCUCAAAUACAAAAGCAAUUCACCAAAUUAAUAAACAAAUUAAUAUGCAGAAUAAAGAGCCUAGGAAAGGCAAUGAUAACUCAUCAUCAAAUGAGAAAGAUCAGAAGUCAUUGGAACCAAUAACAAGAUCAACAAGUACAAUUGGAACUCAAGAUGUAGAAAGUUAUAAAAACAGUGUUAUGAAUGAAAAAUUACAGAAAUGCCAAACAAGCGCGAUAAACGUUGCCAAAAAGCGUAAUUUAUAUGAGACUUUGAUUAAAGAAGCAACAUUAGAUUUAACAAAUAGUCAAGAACAAUAUCAAGUCGCCAGGAAUUUAAAUGUAUCUAAGUCUGACUUAGAUAAUGAGUCUGGAAAAUUAAAUGAUUCGAUAGAUGCCAUGAAGAAUGAUUCUGAAGAGUUAAUUAAAGAUUCAGAUGCUGUGCUUUUUAAUUAUACAACAAAUAACACGAGUGAGCAAUUUACAACUCCAUCUAAAAUGUCUCAUAAACAUCAUAAUCACAACACAGCCUCAAUAUCAUCAGAUGAAUUAUCAUCAAAUACUUGUAUAAAGAAAAUGCCAUCACCUUGUCAAAAUAAUUCUGACAUUGAUAUACAAAGCAAAUUCGUAAAGCAAAUUGAACAUUUGGAUGGACACAUUGAGUAUUGGUAUCCAAAUGGAAAUGUUAAAAAGAUAUUUCCAGAUCAAGGUUUAACUAAAUUAUUAUACUAUAAUGGAGACGUUCGAGAAACUAGUAAAGAUGGGAAAGUGAAAUAUUUCUAUGCAUCAACUCGUACAUGGCAUACAACAAUGCCAGAUGGAAUAGAAAUUUUAGAAUUUGCUGAUGGUCAGAUAGAAAGAAGAUUACAUGAUGGUGCUAUAGAAGUAUCAUUUCCUGAUGGCUCUACACGAGUUUCAGAAUCAGAUGGUUCUGAAAAGGUGACUUUGCUAGAUGGGACUAUAAUUCAAACAUUUACUAAUGGAGACAAAAUUUUUACUUUACCAAAUGGACAACGGGAGAUACAUACUAAAACGCAUAAGAGGCGAGAAUAUCCUGAUGGUACAGUUAAAUUUAUUUAUUCUGAUGGUACUCAGGAAACAAGAUAUUCAAAUGGUAGAAUACGUCUCAAAGAUAAAGAUGGUAAUCUUUUAAUGGAUUCAUACCAAUAAGAUCUGUAGAAAAUAUACAAAAAUGGGGAUUAGAAAUAAUACUUGCUAAGUAGUUCAAUUAAAAUAUAUAAAUAUAUCUUAAAUAAUUUUUAUUCACAUGUUAUUGAAAAUAUGAUUAAGUGUAAUUAAUACUAAUAUAAUAAAUUACAAUGCAUGACAAAUAAAUAAAAACUAAAUUUUACAAUUUUAUAAUGUUAAAAAAUAAAAAUAUUUUUUAAUAAUAUU
This is a messenger RNA of Megalopta genalis, 3947 nucleotides long. RefSeq names its product spindle assembly abnormal 4 (gene Sas-4). The record is from RefSeq and is a predicted model, not a curated record. Gene Ontology annotation, biological process: centriole elongation; cilium assembly. NCBI's taxonomy places the organism in Eukaryota, Metazoa, Arthropoda, Insecta, Hymenoptera, Halictidae. Gene Ontology annotation, molecular function: tubulin binding. Gene Ontology annotation, cellular component: centriole; centrosome.